Molecule: messenger RNA, 1453 nt
Organism: Musa acuminata AAA Group (dessert banana)
Lineage: Eukaryota; Viridiplantae; Streptophyta; Magnoliopsida; Zingiberales; Musaceae
Product: coilin-like
Exons: 7
Coding region: 134-1231 (365 amino acids)
Biological process (GO): spliceosomal snRNP assembly
Cellular component (GO): Cajal body
Molecular function (GO): U2 snRNA binding; U1 snRNA binding
Source: RefSeq, a predicted model, not a curated record
CAAACUGACGUUGACGCCGUCGGUCUCACGUUCCAGGGGAGGAAAGGACGUGAACACGGACAGGUGCGCUUCUCGCCCUCCCCGAGGAGGUGAAAGAAACCCCGCGAGCAACUCCACCGCUUUGGCCUCCCUCAUGGCGGAGCCGAUGAGGGUUCGCGUGGAGUUCGAGGACCAUCGCCGACUGCUCACCAAGUCCCAGCGGAAGGACGGCCUCCACCGCUGCUGGAUCCUCCUCGGCCCCCACCUGCCCACCGUCGCUGAUCUCGCCGCCCACCUCGCCCGCUCCUUUGCCCUCCACCGCUCUUGCCCGCGCGGCAUCUGCCUCUACAUGGAUGAAUUUGUCUUACCUCCAUUUGAAUCAACCAGCAUCUUCAGGGACAAGGAUAUCAUCAGGGUGAGAAAGAAGGCUUGUAAACAGAGGCAGCUUCUUGGGACAUAUCUCCCCGUGAACUCACAGACUAAUAAAAGAAACAAAGGAGAGGGUAGCUGUGAUUUUCAACAGAACACAACAAACAUCCAUGCAAUUUUGAGCGAAGAGACAAACUUGAAAAAAAAGGAGCAUAUGAACAAGACUCGGAUGUUGAAGAGAAGGAAAUUAAAUCCAAGCAACACUGAAAAGCCUAUCAUAACUGCUGAGCCAAAUGAGAACAUUCUAUUCGAAAAGAAUGAACUCUUUGUUCGGAAGAGAAGCAGCUUAAAGAGAAUUUUAAAUAGGAAAGAUGGGACAUCUGAUGGAGAUGGCAGAUGCGAUUCACUCAUUUCAAACAGGCUUCAUCAGGCGCAUGCAAACUAUUGUAGAAGUCAGCCUGAAUCUCAUGCUAAUGGCAAAGCAGAACAGAGUGAAUACCCUUUGCUUGUGGAUGUUGGUUUGUUGAAAGCAAUUUCUACGAGUGACAUGCAAGGUGAUGGAAACAAGAUGGCAGCACCAGCAAACAACUGGGAAGUAGCAGUAUCAGUAGCAAGCGCCAAGGAGUCGAGUACUCAUGUCACAGAGCCCAUGCCAAAUUCUGACUGGGGGCAAAUGCAGCAGUGUUUGAGUGAGAGAAUGAAGACUCGGCUUCAGGAGAAUAGAUGGGAUUGCUGGAUAGCAAAUAAGAUUAGUGCAACUCCCUGGCCAUGGGCGGUGAGUGGGAGAGGUGCAGUAGGGACUGCUGAUGGAUCCUUUCGAGGAAAAUGGCGCAAUCGUGCUCCUGCCAAGUAUGUUACUAAUCUCAAAUCUUCCAAGUCUUAGUCUUUUAUGUAUAUAUUUUAGUAGUAUGUCAAUACGUUGGGAAACUGAGUUGUGGAAUUUGUUAGGGAUUACACGAGUAGUUUAACCUAAAUCUUGGUUUCUUUUGCUUAAAAAUUUCAUAUUUUCUGCAUGAGAGAUAACGUCGAAAUGCGAUGUCUGUUUUCCUCUCAUUUUCGAACUGUUUGUUUUGAGAAGAUACUGUAGUAAUUUCUGUUUAAUUUA